GUGGCGUAGUGUCGUAUGUGCCGGGGUAUGCUAGGAUGAUUACGAUCCAGGCUAUGGCGCUCCCUGGCCUGCAUCGUCAUCUGCAUGGCCAUUGUCUUUUCAAGCCACCAGAUGGUGUAGUGGUAGUCAGAGUGGGGUAUCACAUGGCUGCACUAUUUGCAUGGCAAAAUCUUUUUGCUUGCGAGGUGCUAAGAAUAACCGAGCUGUGGACUGAUCGAGCCUGGAGGCGUCGGAGGUUUGCGUUAUUGGCCUAGUCCGCCCUAGACGAGUCACAAUAAUGACAGCUUCAGGAGCCCAAAACAUAGGGGGCGUCCGACUAAGGUGGUCCUGCUUCUUUUCUGAAACCAUGCUGCGCAACCUUUCCCCAUACACCUUUUCAUGUCUGUACUCCGCUGCACGCAACAGGCCAUACUGACUGUCGGUCAACCCAUGAAAACGUGUGGAAAGUGCUGCGUUGUCAUACUAUGCUUUGGGAGACGCGUGGAUAGCGUAUAGGGAUACGGUAUCCGUCUUCCCUUGGUGCAUAAAACUAUGGCCAUAGAAUAGACUUUUUCUUAUCGCCCCCCUCUAGGUUUCCCAUUCGCCUCGAACCCCUUUUUAUGGGAAGAAAAAGGGUUAAGCCCAGGAUUUCCCAGCCCAAGGUUGCCCGGCUGUCCUAUUUCAAGAAUGCCAGUUAACGAAGGUCCCGUCUCCCGGCUCGACCAUGUGAUUGGACCCGUUAUCCCGGAGGCCCACCCCUGGAUGAGCAGCGAAAGAACGCCCAGGAUCGGUGAGAAUACGACUGCUUCCGAGAUCCGAGAACUUGGUCUUAGCUACGGAUGGCGGAUGCUGAUUGGCAGCGGGGGUCUUUCACAGGAUUCGUGCGUCCGAGAAAGUAAUGUGGGUGACCACUCAUGUCUAGUGACGAAAGGGUCCAUGAUUGGCGCCAGGAACAUUAAGCGGACUUGAGUUCGAAGAUAGCAAGUAACAGUGGACUAGAUGGAUAGUAGAGAAGUUGUAGCUAGAGAACUGACUUAAAGUACUCUGAUUCUGGUUCACCAUUCGGAGUACUUUUACUCCGGUCUCUGGUAAGAUCGGAGGCUGGAUCAUUUUACCAUAGCUUUUCUGGGGAUUGAAAACAGGUCAAGAAAGGUGUAACCAAACGCAGAAGCAAUCUUCAUUCGUUUGUAGAUGAUGGAUGGACCUCCAACCGAACGACGAUUGUGUGCCAGCCCAGAGAAAGGGACGGGGGAGAAUAACAGAAGGAAUAACAAGGGAAGAAGAAGACCUGAGUUGAUGGGUCCGGCUGCAGGCUGCAGUCUGAUUGAUCAGCUGCUGCUCUCCGACCCAA
Molecule: messenger RNA, 1330 nt
Organism: Aspergillus welwitschiae
Lineage: Eukaryota; Fungi; Ascomycota; Eurotiomycetes; Eurotiales; Aspergillaceae
Exons: 3
Coding region: 667-948 (93 amino acids)
Source: RefSeq, a predicted model, not a curated record